Molecule: messenger RNA, 1943 nt
Organism: Morone saxatilis (striped sea-bass)
Lineage: Eukaryota; Metazoa; Chordata; Actinopteri; Moronidae
Gene: anxa5a
Product: annexin A5a
Exons: 14
Coding region: 1-1449 (482 amino acids)
Biological process (GO): negative regulation of coagulation
Cellular component (GO): cytoplasm
Molecular function (GO): calcium ion binding; calcium-dependent phospholipid binding
Source: RefSeq, a predicted model, not a curated record
AUGCCUGCCCCCAGGAAAUUUCUGGUGGCGUCCACCUCGCUGCCCAUGGCACUGGGCUGGGGCUGGAACCUGAGCUUGUACGUGGGGAUUCUCCUCGGACUCCUGACCCUCAUGAUGCUUCUUCUCUGGAUGCUCCUCAAGCAGCUGAGGAACUCUGUGGGAAAAUCCAUGCUGCAGCCUGUCCGCUCUUUCAGACAGCCUUGCUUUGAACAGAGGCUUCAGCAAGUGUUAUCCCUGCUGAAUUCAUCCUACAGGCAGAGGGAGAUUGUUGUCAAGAAAAGAGGAGAUAUGUAUCGUUCGUAUCUGACAGUUAUGAGUGACGCCCUUUCAAACUGGCCACAGAAUGACAGGAUGAUGAAACCACUGUCUCUCAGUCUGAUGCUGGUUCUUCACAUCAGAUCCAUGGACAGUUACCCAUUAGAAAACACAAAGGGUGUUCCAACAAAACGUGGACGCUCUGAAAAGCUCCACGAGGCCAGUUGUGUUGCUCUCUUCCUACAGGCAUACAGAGGAAGUGUUAGACCUUUCGUCAACUUCAACGCCAAACACGAUGCUGAAAUCCUCCAUAGAGCCAUGAAAGGAAUCGGAACGGAUGAAGAUGCAAUCCUCAUGCUUCUGACAGCCCGCAGCAACGACCAGCGCCAGCAAAUAAAGGCAGCGUAUAAAAAGGCGUACGGAAAGGACUUGGUCAGCGUACUAAAAUCGGAGCUUGGUGGGCUGUUUGAGAGUCUGAUUGUGGCCCUGAUGACCCCACCUAUUUCAUAUGAUGCUUCCCAGCUGCACAAGGCUCUCAAGGGUGCUGGGACUGAUGACGAUGUGCUGAUUGAGAUCAUGGCCUCCAGGACCAGCGAACAGAUGAAAGAUAUCAUCAAAGUGUACAAGAAAGAGUUCACCAGUAAGCUGGAGAAAGAUAUCUGCGGUGACACCUCAGGGCACUAUCAGAAACUACUGGUGAUCCUCCUGCAGGGAAGCAGGGAGGAAGGGGUAGACGAGGCAAAGAUCGAGAAAGACGCUAAGGACUUGCAUGCUGCUGGUGAGGGCAAGUUUGGCACAGAUGAGGAAAAAUUCAUCACAAUUCUUGGCAACAGGAGCGCAGAACAUCUCAGAAAAGUGUUUGAUGCCUACAAGAAGCUCUCUGGCUCUGAAAUAGAGGACAGCAUUGAAGGGGAGACCACUGGGAAUCUGGAGAACCUGCUGCUAGCUGUUGUGAAAUGUGCCAGGAGCGUCCCAGAUUUUUUUGCCGAAGGCCUGUAUAAAUCUAUGAGGCGCGCUGGAACUGAUGACAACACCCUGAUGAGGAUAAUGGUGUCAAGGAGUGAGGUGGACAUGUUGGACAUUAGAGCCAGCUUCAAAAAGAUGUAUGGAGCGUCUCUGUACUCCACUAUCCAGGAAGACACAACUGGAGACUACCAGAAGGCUUUACUCUACCUCUGCGGUGGAAAUGAUUAAUGCUGUUUUAUGAUGAGUUUAGCAGCACUGAAUGAUGAGCUAACCACCGCGUUGCUGCGAUACUAAGCUACACAUGAGAUGAGGUUAUUGAUCAGGAGUUGUUGAUUCUUUCUGACUUUAGCUUGCUAUUGAUUGAAUUAGUGUGAAUUACCCACUUGUCAUUUUGACUUAUGAUCACAUCGCCUGCGUGAACAGCAGUUAGAGUGCAUUCACAUGAAAGUUAUUUUGUGUUUUGUUUGACAUUAUUUAAACAGCUCCGCCACAGUAAUGUGUGGGGGUGCAGUUUUGAUUUUAACGUAGAGAAUAAAUGUAGCCAUGUUUGAAAUGAUUAAAUGUCUGGUUAUCUUUUAAACACUUAAAUUGUUUUUCUUCAGUCAUGUGGCCCUAUUGGUUUGUCAGAGUUACAUGCAAUGUUAUAAGUUGUUUUCAGUGUUCAAAGCAUGUGUUAAAUGCAGCUUAGAAAAUACAAUACUUCUGCUGAAUUAUUAAAACCU